Messenger RNA from Homo sapiens (human), 6878 nucleotides. RefSeq lists its product as uncharacterized. The record is from RefSeq and is a predicted model, not a curated record. The coding region runs from base 3296 to 4666 and encodes 456 amino acids. The transcript has 2 exons. Lineage: Eukaryota; Metazoa; Chordata; Mammalia; Primates; Hominidae.
UCUGUAAAACAGAAAGAGACAGGAGAUAAGCAUGACAAAAUAUAGGGAAGAAAUGACUUUUGCCUAAACUUCCAAAUUGUGUACAAUUGAAGCCUCUGCUUUAUAGCUCUUAGCACACCUCUCAAAUAAGAAGGCAGUACUGGGAAGGCUCUGAACCUGUGGCAGAACCACUGAUAGCUGUGGAGCUAUUCCAAGGAGUCUGGGAAUCAGGGGGAUUAUCAAGAUCAUUGUUAGAAUAAAUUAAUCUUACUGUAUAUAUAGCAGAAGUUUUCAAGCAUAUGUAAAUGCUACUAAUAACCAAAUAAUUACACCUUGUUUUUCUUUAAACUGUAACUCUCAAGUAUGUCUCUACAUAAUUUUUUGAUGGUAGUGUCUGCAUGCUCAAAAAGCUUGAAAACACUACUGGAGAAGAAGGUCUCGGGAGUGUGAUGAAAUACGUUUACAUGGCAGCUUCAUCAUUUAAUUGGUGAAAGUGACUAUGUGUCUUAAACUCUCUGAGCCUCAGUUUGCACAUCCAAAAGCAAGGAUAUAAUGCCAUGAACCUUUCCACCUCAAGUCCACAAGGCAGAAUAGCAAGAUGUUAACUGCCACUCUGAGGACCACCAAAUAAAAGGACAAUUUAUUAGGCCACUUGCCAGCAUGGACACAAUCGACUCUUGGCAUUUCUUAUUAUCCACAGAAAAAUUAAAAGUAUAAAUGUAGAACAAAAUUAUCGUGUUUUUUUUAAUAGUAACAUGUAAGAUCAAUCUUUGUCUUUAAAAUACCGUGUAUCUCAUUCUUGGAAAGCGUCAAAAUGAAAAUGGUAUAGUAAGUUUUACCUACAACUUGAAUUAAAAUUAUUCUUGAAAUAUGUUCUGAAUGGUUAGAUGAAAUGGUAAUUAAAUACAAAUAGAGAUAAUCAUAUACUCUCUCUCCAUAAGGCUCCCACCUCCUUCAAUGAAGUCUAGUUCACCUAAAAUGACACUAUUAACAUUAAUUCAAUAUUCUAAGUUGAUAAGCACAUUAAAUCAAAACACAGCAAGAUUAUUUUAAGAGUCUGACUGAAAUGUCAGGAUGAGAAAUAGAUUAAUAAAUAUUGGCUUCUAAUGUUGGUAAUGAAAACAAACACGUUAUUUUCAGAAAAUAAAAGGUCUUCGCCAUUAGGUACAAAUCAUAAAGGGAUUAUCUACAGUUACUACACUGUAACAACUUUUUACAUAUUGUAUUAUAGAACAAGCUUUUGAGAAGACAAAGCAACACAUCAGCAGUUUAACCAAUUGUCUUUCUCUUUUAACAGGCUGGUCUACAUUAGAUUAGAUAUAAAAGGCCCAGGUAUUACUUGUGUUCGAUCUUAGCCAAAUGGCUGAGAAACAUCCAGGUACAUUUAAGUCAGUGACAAAAGAAAACACUAUCCCUUAGUAAAAUUACAUAAAAUAGGAAACAUCUCUUACUUUAAGAGCAACCAUGGUACUUGUUCCUAUGGUGAAAACUGAUGUUAUCUCGAUUAGUUAAUUAUUCAUCCCAACACCUGGUCUUGCUCCCUUUUCCACCUCUAGCUAUGUUAACAAUAGAGUUCAGUAAUUUGCUGAUAAAGAAUCUUAACUGCAGUAUCUAACAGACCUUAGUGAUUAAGCAUAUGACUUACCCUUUGUACAGAAGUAAACUGAGGCCAAAAGAACUGAGGUAUCUUAUUAAAAAUCAGAGAGCUAGUUAGUUGAAAAGUCCACCUGUCCUUCCUUUCCACAUGUCUCACCAGAAAAACAGCAAUGGUGAAAAGUCAACUCUGUUUUUAAUGGGCCACUUUGUAUAUUUUAACUGUUAAAAUAAUCCAAGAGGAUAGUAGUCAUAUACGAAGAUCCUUUAGAUAUAAUGUGUAGGACCAGCAUUAAUUUAAUCAACCAAGUCUCCUCUCAUUGAAUUGUUAAUUCAUAAUUACAAAGAUGACAUUACAGUAAAUUAAGAAAUACUGUAAUUUCAUUCUCUCCAAAAAGUAUACAUUGAAGUUUGGUGAAUACUGUUAUAUUUUCAACUAAUAAAUCAAUGUGCCAAUUCUGGGUCUUAGGCAUAUUGUAUAUACUGGAAUGAUAUUCACUUUAAUUAAAUUUGUUUUGAGAUGUAGAAUGUAAUACAGAUCCUACGUGUUUUUAAAAGUUCACAUCAAUUUCAAGCUUUUAAAAAUGUAUGUACACAAGAAAGCUUCUUUUGCAAUUUAUAUGUUUACAAAUGUUGCCAUUAGCUAAGCUAUAUUUUGGAAUGUGAUCAAACAAUAUUGAAUGUCAAGUCUUAACAGCAGGGCUGGUCUAAGGAAUUCCCUCUAAGCUAAAUCUGAUCCUUUCAUAUGUGGCUACUGCUCUUUUAAACUACUGUAUCCCUAAAGGGCUAAAAGGAAGAAAAUCCUAACUUAAUAAGUGAAGGCAGCAAGGCAUAGUAUUUGAAUGGCUACCUUUCAUUUUAACUCUACUUCUUAAAUUCAAAAUUGGAUUUGGGUUUGUUUCAAGUUGUUCACAAUUUACUAACGAAAUGUGCAUCUCUCAUUCUUCCCCCAAAAGAAAGAAGUCAUCCACUCCAGCUACAUAUAAGUCUCCAAUUUCUGUCUUACAACUAAACGUGAAAACCGAAAUACCACUCAUUGAAAAAAAAAAUGUACAGAGAAUUGGCAGGCUGCAUGUUUAUGUGAACCUUCAGAAAACAUGGAAACACGCAGCCCCAACUCACCAGGAAAAUCAACACUUGUGAUCAAACUAUUUUGUGACAUUUUAUGUCUUUUAUACAUUUCACUUCAUAUCCAGUAUUCCAGUUUUGCACCGGCUUGCCUGUAUCAACCCCAAAUCGCCUGAGAGCAAUCUAGUACUGUAGCAGAACCGUUUCAACAUGAAGAGUUCUGCUCAUCGCCUGUGGCGUGGUCUUCGAAACACCUGAAUCAAACAUUGAUUCCCCUCUCCCUGCUAUUUAAAACCGAGGGACGUCAGGCUUGGGUUGUAGGUAAAGAAAAGCCACAGUAAUCAAACAAGCAACCAAAAUACCCGAACACGGAACACGCUAAGAACAAAGGAAACACAAGAGUGUGAACAGGAAAUGAAGCAACUCUACACCCAUAAAUACCUUCUGGGGCCGCCAACAUAGGUAAAAGUAAAGGUGGAGUCUGAGUAUCUGAAAUCUGAAACAGAAAGUCCUGUCAAAAGCUACCCCUGGAGUGGAUUUGUUUUAACCCCGAUCAGGACUUGGGCCCUCCAUUUGGUGGAGUCAGGGGAGGCCUGGCCGGGCGGGAGGCGAGGGCUAGAGGGCGGCGAGGUCUCUCCGCGCAGCGUCCGAGGGGAUGCGGCGCGCCCCCGACUGGGUGCAGCGGCAGGCCGCCCCCGGCAGCAAGUGCCGGGUGCCAUGGCAACGGCGGGAAUUUCCCGGUCGGGGAGGCCGGAAGCAGCCCCAGCCGGGCUCGCGGCAGCGAAAGCAAAAUCCGAUCUCUCUCCCGGGGGAGCAAAAUGGACGAAAGGCGACCCCCCAGGCAGGGGCGCUGGGUGCCUUGGGAAUCCGAGGAAUCCCUUCUCUUUGCCAGUCGGAGGGGACUAGAUGGAGCCGAAGGGGCCGGAGAUGGGCCGAGCGCUGCCCCCCGGGGGUCCUCGGCGCCGGGCGCAGCUUAGGAGCGCAGCGCAGCAGGCUCCAUUCCCGGCCGCCGCCGCUCAGCCCAUUACGCAAACCUGGCGGGUCCAACCAACCCCGCUCUGCCGCCGCUGCUGGAACCCAGGAGGCGUGCUUGCAGGCUUCGGGCACUACGCGGGGCUGGAAAUACCACGCACUGCCCCUUCGCCUAGACCCCCGCUCGGGCCACGCGGGUUCUGCCCUCAAAGCUGCCACACACGUCGCGGUCGGAGAACUGAGAAAGGGGCGCUGGGUCCGAGGUUCUGGAAAAGCAAGAACUCACCUGCAAACAGGCAGUCCUCAGCUCUGGACUUCUGGAUCACGACGUCGAUAUCCUUCUGAAUUCGGUCUUGCCUUGAACACAUCCCCAUUAAAUAAAUCCUUGGAAAAGAAGCAGCCGCUAUUUCCACCCCACCCCCCUCGCACGCUUUCAGCUUUCGUAAAUAUUCAGUUAAAAAUGAAACCUCUGGCCGAGGCAGGGGCUGAAGGCCAAGUGGUUUUGGAAGUGAUCCUGGGUGAGAGGAGGAGGAGGAGGAGGAGGAGGAGGAGGAGGAGGUGGAGGAGGAGGGGGAGGUCGGCUUUCCAUUUCCAGAUGUUACCGUCCAGCUGCUGCUCGCCGCUGCUGGAUUCCAGUUUCCUCCCCUUCUGGCGAUGGAUUGGUGAUGACACCGAGUCUCACUUUCUCCUUCCCCCGCCCGGACCAACCGCCGUGGGGGGCCGAGGGUGCCGGGGACGGCCGGAGAGCGAUCACCGGCUGGGCGGCGGGAGCCGACGAGGGGCGAGCCCCGCUCCGGCUCAAGCGCGCACACCCCUCACGGCCCGCACUCCGGCCUUCCACACCCGUGCACACUCUCGCCCGCGGGCGGCGGCAGCCGUGCCCAGGCUGCUGCAGCGCCACCCGCCCGCCGCGGACCCUCCGCGCCCUCCGCCUAGUCACCCGGCCCGGCCGCGGGCCGCCGGGGCUCGCAGAGUGUCAGCCAUCCCGGGCAGGAGUCGCGUCUCCCCACCCCGACCUCCACUCGCGCCGGGAGCUGAGCGGCAGUGUAGGUAGUGAAGACUCCCUGGGGCUCCCAGCCUUCCCUCUCCGCGCUCUCCCCCCGUCACUUUUAUGAAUUCGACUCCACUUUCUAAAGGAAUUAUGAGUCUUGUGGCAAACACAAACCGGAGUGGCCGGGAGGGGGAAAAGGGGGGAAAAGAAAAUCUUUAAAAAUUAAAAAAAUAAUAAAACGAACAAAUCUCUACUUGUUGCCACAUCAGAUAACACGGAAAAAGCCUUGAAAUUACUCCAGAUGUGCACCCUCCCCUUCCCUCAGUGCCUGAGUCUUUUUCUUCCAGAUCGAAGUAUUUCAGCCCUUUUGGGGCGCCGUUUGCGAAACACAGCCCCUUUUGAGGGACUUCCUCCUCUUGAAAAGACUCACCAGUUCUCCCUUCCUAGGUGUUUCUGUUCAUGAGAAAUUGUCAGAAUCAACUGGCACGUUCCAGGGUCUUCCUAAAGGAUGGAAACCUGUUUGGCUUGCUUUUUAAAACCACCUCCUUUGACAGUCAGCCCAGGGAAAGCUACAAUCCAGGUUUUCAGAAAUGAGAUACUGCUCUGAUUCUCACUUUCUGUUCUGCCUAAGGACACCUCAGGCUGACGUAGCUGCCCCACCUCUAUAUUGGUUUAUGCCCUAGGAGGGGUCUCCAGCAGGCACUUUUCUUGUUGAUCUUUUCUCCGCUGAGAAGGCUCCCGCCAGUAGACCAUGACUCGUUUUGCUUUGCAUUCUCAGUGCCACGUACAGUGCCUGGAAUACAGGAGGGUGGCCUAAAUGUUGGCUGAAUGCAUGAAUGGUCAUUUCUUGCAGCCUCUUUUCAUUACCCUGUCUCAUCAGCUUUCUUAUCAGAAUAAGUGCCCAAGAGUGCCAAACGGUUUCAGACCCUUAAUCAAUUUAGUUCUGAUUCUGACCGUGACAACAUGAUGUUCAGCACGGUAGGAAUGACUGCCAUCUCUGAAGGAGUCUUAAGAUUCUGUAGAAUCAGUGAAAGAUUCUAUGUUCUAACGCCUUUAUCUUUCAGGAAAGAAAUUACAAAAUAGUUUCAUUGUCCAGUCAUAUUCACUAUGAGUUAUAAGAGGAAACAUUCUAUCUAGAAUUAGAAAUACCAUUUGACCCAGCCAUCCCAUUACUGGGUAUGUACCCAAAGGACUAUAAAUCAUGCUGCUAUAAAGACACAUGCACACGUAUGUUUAUUGCGGCACUAUUCACAAUAGCAAAGACUUGGAACCAACCCAAAUGUCCAACAAUGAUAGACUGGAUUAAGAAAAUGUGGCACAUAUACACCAGGGAAUACUAUGCAGCCAUAAAAAAGGAUGAGUUCAUGUCCUUUGUAGGGACAUAGAUGAAAUUGGAAAUCAUCAUUCUCAGUAAACUAUCGCAAGAACAAAAAACCAAACACCGCAUAUUCUCACUUAUAGGUGGGAAUUGAACAAUGAGAACACAUGGACACAGGAAGGGGAACAUCACACUCUGGGGACUGUUGUGGGUUGUGGGGAGGGGGGAGGGAUAUCACUGGGAGAUAUACCUAAUGCUAGAUGACGAGUUAGUGGGUGCAGCGCACCAGCAUGGCGCAUGUAUGCAUAUGUAACUAACCUGCACAUUGUGCACAUGUACCCUAAAACUUAAAGUAUAAUAAUAAUAAAUUUAAAAAAAAGAACAAAACAUCACAUUGUACCACAUAAAAAAAAAAAAGUUGGAUUUUGCAAGGAAGAUAGACAUCUGAAUAAAGUUUGGCCAAGCAAGGAAUCUUUGUUAGUACUACUUCUUGUUUAAGGAAAGAAGAGACACUCAUCUUUCCUUCAAACAAUAUAAGUCUCUUUUCUUGUUUGAUCACCUUUUAUUCAUUAAGAACCAGUUGAAUCAUCUGUUGGGACUUGGUAGCAGAGGAUAUUUCCUGGAUAGUGUGAGCUAUCAAGCCUUUAAUGUGGGAAGUUUAGUUUCUAUAAAAAUAAAAUUAAAAAAGAUUAAUAGUUGGAACGAACUAUAAAGACAGUUUCUGAGCCCAGAGGGCAGCUGAUCAAUAAGAUUUCUAGAUGCUGGGCUUGUAGUAUCUUCAGCUGGAGUGAGAAGAGGCAUUGGAUUAGUUUGCAGUUUGAAUGCCAUAAAGAUGGGCCACACACAAGCUGUUGUGGUAAUUUUUCUGAAGCUUAUGUCAAGUCAUCCAGUUUCAGUUUGAAGGACUUCAAGAAAUGAAAAGUUUAUAAUUUUAGUGAUUCCAAGCCAGAAUAGCAG